AUGAAAAUCUCAUUAAUAUUGAAUGUUUCCAUUUCUGGAAUAAUACUGUUACUUUCAUUAAUUGAAAUAAUCCUAAUUAAUACUAUAACCGCAUCACAUGCUCAUUAUUAUAAUUUCAAAGUGUUACGAAUGAGAAUUUCAAAUCCUCAAAUUAUAAAUACAAUUAUUAAUCUAAAUCUUAACAAACCGGAGAGCUAUGAUAUAUGGACGUUUCCUAGAGAUACAAAUAACUCAAUGUACAUAUCAGUAUCUCCUGUAGGAUUUCAAAAUCUUACAAACUACUUACAUCAUUGGAAUAUUUCUUAUGAAAUAAUUGUUAGCAACUUACAAAGAGCAAUACUUGAUGAAAAGCGUGACAAUCAUUUAAGAAGAGUAUCCAGUUAUUUAAGAACAGGACGUAAUAGACCGUAUUACAAAUCAUUUAAUGAGAUCGUUCAGUAUUUAGACCAGUUAAGUCAAACGCGUCCAUAUAUGACGGUGGAAGACUUUGGUUAUACAGCUGAAGGUCGACCAAUGAAGGGAGUUACGAUAUCAUCAGAUUCGACAAGACCAAUAAUCUGGAUUGAUGCCGGUAUUCAUGCAAGAGAAUGGAUUGCACCAGCAACAGCAUUAAGUAUAAUAAAUAAGCUUAUGCGACCAUCGGGGCAAACACUUUUAAAACAUUUUCAAUUCUUCAUAGUUCCCGUGGUGAACCCAGAUGGAUAUGAAUAUACAAGAACAAAGUAUCGUCUAUGGCGUAAAAAUCGAGCUCGAGCAGAAGGUGAAGCAUGCAUUGGAAUAGACUUAAAUAGGAAUUUUCCAUUUAAAUGGGGUGUUGGAAAUGGGGCGUCACCCCAUUCAUGCAGUGAUACAUAUCGUGGGAUUGAAGCAGCCUCAGAAUUGGAAACACAAAGUAUCAUUAAAAAGUUAAAAUCUUUACAGAAACAAAUAAUUUUAUACUUGAGUUUACAUUCGUUUGGUCAGUAUAUACUAACACCAUUCGGAUUUUCCCGUUACAGUUAUCCGCCUUAUUACCAAAAAUUAAUGUCAAUGGGCAACAAAGUAAAGCAAAUGAUACAAAAUCGACAUGGUUAUGUUUAUCAAGUUGGUUCAUCAUCUGAACUUUUAUAUGAAGCAGCUGGAGCAACAGACGAUUAUGUAGCUGGUGAACUAAAAAUCCCAUAUGCCUAUACAAUAGAAUUAUGUGAUGAAGGUCGUUAUGGAUUUCUUCUGCCACCAUCAUAUAUUGGACAAGUUGGAAGACAAUUAUGGACAGCGUUAAGUGUACUCGCAAACGAUAUUAUUCCUAAUUAAAAUUAUAGUUUAUCUUAUAAAUCUAGUUAAUGGAUAAAUAAAUUAGUCUAGUUUAAUAAAUUGUAUUUAUUUCAUAGUUAUUGUAAUAUUACUUUCUGCUAUAAUAAAUUUAUCAUUAUAUCUUA
Messenger RNA from Schistosoma bovis, 1418 nucleotides. Lineage: Eukaryota; Metazoa; Platyhelminthes; Trematoda; Strigeidida; Schistosomatidae. The record is from the annotation of a GenBank genome assembly.